AUGUCUGGACUCGCUUCAGAUGAAGUUGCUGAGGACUACAAAAAUUCUCUUGAGGAUCUAAUGACCAACGACAAGUUCCAAAUCAGCAAUCUAACUGUUAUCGCAAAGGAGAAUACCGAGCAUGCGAUGGCCAUAUCCAGAGUCCUGGAAAACCACAUCCGAACAACCCCUCCCGCCCAAAAGUUACCGGCUCUUUAUGUAGUGGAUUCAGUCGUCAAGAAUGUAGGAACCCCCUACACCCUGUUCUUGGGACGCAACCUCUACCAGACGUUCAUGAAUGCAUAUACCUUAGUCGACUCCCAGACACGCAAAAAGUUAGAUGAAAUGUUGAAGACUUGGAAGGAACCUGUUCCAGGCUCGUUGGAUCCGAGGCCCGUAUUUCCUGUUGAGCUCACACGCAGCAUCGAGAAUGCUUUGAUAAAAGCAAGAACAGCUGCACUUCAGCAGCAACAGGCCCGGCAACAUCAAGAGUUUCGCGGCAGAAAUCUAGGCGUUGCCACUCCUCCAGUAUGGAUGCGUACAUCAACUCCGCCCCAAAGUGCUGCUCCGUAUGCUGCUGGUCAAGCCCAGACUAAUGGCCAUUCUGAUCCUUAUAAAGGAAGAUAUGCCCAGUCUUCACCCCCACAGUACCCACUGAACCAUCAGACCUCCUACAGGCAACAGGAUACUGUUGAUUUAGGGUCCCUGCACCGCGAUAUCGACAGCCUCAUCCUUAGUGCCAGAAAUGAUUUUGCAAACAAACCCCUUGAUGCGUCUGUUCAGCAGCGUCUUAAAGCGCUCUUAGAUCUGCAAAGCAUUCUUCAACAGCAAGAAUUGCCCCAAGAGCAGCUGAAGCUUAUUCGAAACCAGGUAUCCAAGCUUUCAACUACCGCCCCUACCACAUUUUCAAUACCUCCUGGCCUACCGAUCCCCCCUAUCUCAACACCAUCUGCUCCGACACCACCCCCAACGCUUACUGGCCAUACUCCACAGCCGAACCUCCAAGCUUUAUUAAACCCCAGCACACUUGCCGACUUAAUAAAAGCUACAGCCAACCCCCAAAAUCGAACACCCCCUCCACCGCUGCCACAAACUUAUCCUCAAGUCUCUGCUGCAGCGUCGGCUACAUCUGCAACUACCGUCAGUGAGAAUCCCCUGAUUGCUUCACUGAGAGCUCGAGGGUUGCUCCCACUGGUUCCUGGGGCUUCAGUGCAGCAGUCCUCGCCUGGUUUCCCAUUCAUUCUUCCAGGCCAGAAUGGAUAUACGCCUAGUGCCACGCCCCAGUUGCCUCUCACAGGACAAUCUAACAUCAAAAUCUCCGUGCAAAUGACUUCUGCAUCCAUUAGAGUACCUCGGCCAAAUUUGAUAUUCCGUCUCUAUGAAGAAAAGCCUAAUAGAUGUGGCACUUGCGGUCGUCGAUUCGCUGCUAAUGAUGAGGGCAAGGAGAAAAAGGCCCGGCAUUUAGACUGGCAUUUCAAAACCAACCAGCGUAUGAAUGAGGCCUCCAAACGCGGACAAAGCCGCAGUUGGUAUGUAGAUGAACGGGACUGGAUCAAAUCCCGCGAGUUUGAUGAUGAUGUUGGCCUAGGCGAUGCCACUACAGCGUCUAGUAAACCCAUGACCGAAGAGGAAGCUUCCAAGAAAGCACCUCAGCAACGAUGGAUUCGUGCACCAAACGAUGCUGCUCUAAGGAAUACCCCAUGCCCAAUCUGCCAAGAACAGUUUGAGUCCACAUGGUCAGAAGAGGCACAGGAUUGGAUAUGGAGAGACGCAGUAAAAGUUGGAAAUCGUGUCUAUCAUGCCAGUUGCUACUCGGAAAUUACAAAGAAUGGAGCCGUUGCUGGCACUGCCGCUCGUUCAGUGACGCCUGUUGGGCGAACAGGGACGCCUGAUUCGGUUUUAGGGAAGCGUAAGGCCGAAGAUGAUUCUCCAGGAUCUAAUAUUAGAAUUAAAACGGAACCGGUGUUUUAA
Ophidiomyces ophidiicola is the source of this 1950-nucleotide messenger RNA. It is a transcript of the gene PCF11, whose product is annotated as mRNA 3' end processing factor. The transcript is spliced from 6 exons. Lineage: Eukaryota; Fungi; Ascomycota; Eurotiomycetes; Onygenales; Onygenaceae. Gene Ontology annotation, biological process: termination of RNA polymerase II transcription. Bases 1 to 1950 code for a protein of 649 amino acids. Gene Ontology annotation, molecular function: RNA polymerase II complex binding; mRNA binding; phosphatidylinositol binding. The record is from RefSeq and is a predicted model, not a curated record. Gene Ontology annotation, cellular component: cytoplasm; mRNA cleavage factor complex.